Molecule: messenger RNA, 4292 nt
Organism: Stomoxys calcitrans (stable fly)
Lineage: Eukaryota; Metazoa; Arthropoda; Insecta; Diptera; Muscidae
Exons: 6
Coding region: 1407-3221 (604 amino acids)
Source: RefSeq, a predicted model, not a curated record
CAAUGUUUCAGUAGUUAGUAAUGACACGGAGAAACAGGAGUGAAAUUGAAAGCCACCGAAUAUAAACGAAGGAGCCAAAGAGUGCUCCUAUACAAAAAAUAAAAACCAGCCCAUAAAAAGCAAGAAAAUUUUGUGAAAAGUUUUGUAAAAAUUUAUAAAAGUCAUAAGCAAAAGGAAAAUAUGAGUAAAUUGUGGAAAAAUGUCUAGAGUAGAGUCUUAAAAGUGCCUUUUUGUGUUGAGAGUGUGUGUGAAGUUUUUGAUAGGGCGUAUAUUUGAAGUAAGAAAUAAGAUGAAAAAACAACCCAAGGGUAGAAAAUGUUAGCAUAACAACCGUAAAACCGAAUUUGCAAUCAUAGUAAAACACAAGCAUACGCAUUAAAUGCAAAGAUUAUCGAAUAUUGACGGCGCUGCAGCUGCCAUUGCAGGCUUGUUGGCCGAUGGCAGUGUGAAGUUCAAGGAAUUCCUUUACAAAAUUUCAAUUGCACAAGACUGCGGUAGACAACAACACGACCACAACGACGGUGUGUAAAAAUCAAUAAUCCAGCAAGCACCUGCACACCCAACCUCCCUCCGCCGCUCGGCUAGAUUUUGGCAUUCGUUUGCUCCAUAGAGGAAAAUAAAAUAAAACCGACCGCCUCGCAAGGGGGUGCCGAAAGCAAAAGCUAGCGAGGGGCCGUCUGUCAUUUGGCCAAACAGGCAGACAGACCAACUGCCACAUGUGUAUGCGGGGAAAUGUGUGUAAAUGAAGAAAACAAAACAGAGACAAUCAAAAUAAGGAAACCACAACAGCAACAACAACGGCAACAACAAUUUCUAAUAAACAAAAGAGUGUAAUAUACUAUAAUCGGUUAAAUUGCGGAUUUCUGGGCUGCUACGCCUCAGUUAUUGCAUUGUUGUUGCUGCAACAUAGCUCUGCCACAGCUGAGAUAUUUGGACUGCACUGGGUUGUUAUGUGACCAGUCAAGUGUCAUUAUGACACAUGUGUCAUGCCCUCCAAAUGCUAAUGUGACUUAUGGGCCACCACUGAACAAAAGCCAAGAGCAAUAAUUAAGAAAAAAGUUCAAUAGCUACGUUGAACUCAUAACGUGGACCUGCUUCCCCCACCCCCGCUACACCGUUACCCAGUCGAUUUAAUUUGCGGAAUGAGUUGCAUAGAGACUGUUAACAUGUAAAGAGGACAGACCACACUGAGAGUUUGGCAAGCAUUCACAGCUGCUUCGCGCGCUCUCUCUCUCUCUCUCUCUAUCUCAGCCGGCCUCUCGCUGUUUGUCUCAACUUUCACCGUUAGUUGGUUUUAUUAUUGUGGAGAUUUUAACACCUCCACAUGCAAGGCAGGCAGCCAGCCAGGGGGCAACAACAAUAACUACAGCAAAAACGACUAGGAAAAAAAAUAAACAAAUGUCAAAAUGUUUUCUUCUUCACCACCACCGACCGCCAACAACGCAGAGACAUCACGCAUUAAAAGCUUUAUGGGCCGCACUCCGGCCAUUGGCAUAUUAAAAUCGAAAUUUCUAACAGUAUUGGGAAAUAGCAAUGAAUUGUUGAAUGGCAUUUCAUCAAAGCUCACUUUGAAUAUAAGUUCCAGCGAUUCGGACUAUUGUGAUGAUGAUGAUGAGGAAGUACCUAAAUAUGAUGAAUCCAUUGACUAUACCAAAAUCGAUUAUGAAUCUCGUCGGGUCAAGGCUAGGCGGGCACAUGAAGAAAUCAUAUCAGGGCGUUAUAGACAACCAAACUUAGCACCAAGACCUCGCUUAGAUGCCUUACGUAAUCGCAAACAAGAUAAAUCCCGAUCAUCUUCAUCCUCUUCGUCCUCAUCAUCGUCCACCUCAACGUCGUCACGUUCAUUCAAUGCCCAUGCUCAAGAUAGAUCGCAUGUCAGCAGCACCACAAGAUCAGAUUCCAUUGAGUCAAGGCACUCGGGUGGCUAUGAACGCAAAAGGGCCAUAGCCGGAGCUAGACGCAGUGAGCUGGAUGUGCAGCGAGAUCUUAUGAGACUUAACGAAAUGUCAAAAACACCCAAUGCAGCUGCUGCAUCAGCAGCUGGAGCACCCACACCCGUAGGCGAUAUUCACAUUCCCCAGCAGACAGCACCUCACAUUGAGGUCCAACCUCCGCACGAUCGUGAUCCCAGCAAAUCGUCGAUGGUCAAUAUGCCAGGGACAGCUUCAAGUCACUCCAUACGUGUGCCUCCGGUGAGGCGUAAAAAUUCCAACAGCAGUACUUUAACCAGUCUGCGUGAUGAUCUGGACUAUCAGGUCAGUCCCAGUGGAGAUUCAACGGACUGGCGCCAUUUCAUACGCUCUGAGUCGCAAAAUUCUGUGCCUUCAUGGGCCUCUUCCAUUAGCCUGGAUUGCCGCACUGGCGAGGAGCCCAUCAAAGAAUUUAUGAAACGUUUCAUUGAAACCGUUUUCACCAAUGCCAAUACCAUGGAUCUGGAAUUGAAGUCCGAGUUUGGUGCUAUGGCCCGCCUGGAAAUUGGCAGACAAUGGUUUGUGCGUUUUCUGCUGGUGCAAAGGAACAAAACGAAACGUGUCGAGGAGGCCACUUUCCAUUCACUGAUCCAGCAUUGUGCUAUUGUGCUCUUCGAAUGCGGAGAGUGUUCGGACUACGCCCCAGCCAUGAUCAUUAUGAAUUUGAGUUUUCUCUUUUAUCGAGAGAUUGAAGUUCCCGGUUGUGACCCUUAUCGAGAGUACUUGUGUACAUUCUUGCGAGAACAGCCCAUUUGGUUGUCGCUGAGAUUUUGGAAUGCUGCCUUCUUGGAAUGCAUGGAGUUGGAGAGAAACAAUCGUCUGCAAUCCAGGCAGAAGAAACAAGAACGCCGCAAAGCCAAGGAAAAGGCCAAGGAUGAGGCCACCAAACUCAAACCACCCAAUGCAGAGAUUAUGGACAAUGAAGAGAAGCCUUCCACAAAACAAGACAUUUCGGAUUCAAGUUCUUCGCAUCAUAGUCAAGGCCAUAAGACCAAAAAGGACAGAGCUCCCAAAACCGCUAAUGAAGCAGCUUUGGAUGUGGAUAAGGAAAUGGAGAAUAUAGCCUUUAGACAAUUGGCUACCUUCACCAGCAACAUACAUGCCUUGGGUGCCCCGCAAGAUUUGUGCUUGGAAUUCUUUAAGAAACAACAGUCCAGUGUGGGCUUGAGCAAGGAAAAAUCAAAACUUAUACGUGAUAAUGUGCAUCGUAUUUACUAUGAAACCGAAAUCUGGGGCUCCAAACAAUCCUGAAGUAUCCCCAGGACUUAAACACAGAGAAAAACUAAACCCAAAAAAUGCUUUAAGAGAUAAACCAAAGAAAAUCUCCUUUGAAAACUGAAACAUUUUCCUAGUUUAUUUUGUAAGAGUAGCUAAAUAAAUUAUUAACAACAACAACAACAACAACAACAAUUUGGAUAAAAAAAAGUGAAAAAUCAAAAGUUUAAAUUAAAUUUGUAGUUAAAAAUUAUUGUUAAAGAAAAUCAAAAACCAAACUUAAACCCCAAACUCAAAAGACGAGUAAAAUGAUAUUUUCUAAAAAUAAGAAACAAAAAAAAAACAUCAAAAGCAAAGACGAAACCAAGCAACACCAUAGCAUAGCAUUAAAAAACAAACAAAAAUAAUAAAGAAAGUAAAAUAAAUUACAAAUUUAAUAAAUAAAUUUUAAUUGUAUGUUUUUUAAAUUGUGAUAAAUUACUUUGUGAUUUCAAUGAAACAAAAACCAAACAAACAAAAAAAAAACUUAAUACAAAAAAAAAUAUUUAAUAUAAAUAGUUAAUUUUGUAUAACAAAAAUAAAAUAUAUAAAUCAAAAAAAGAAUUAUAAAAUUUAUAAUAAAAACAUGAUGAAACUAGUUCUUAUUCAAUUUCGAAUGAUAUUUAAAAUACAACUCUUUCUCUUUAUAAAACCAAAACACUCUUGUAUUUAACAAAUAAACAAAAAAAAAAACAACAACAACAAAAACAGCAGCAACAUUAAUAUACCUACUCUAUCUACUUAUACUAACAAAAACUUACACUACCACAAAAACAGAAAAACAAAAACAAAUCAACAUAAGCAUCAACUUUAAAUGUAUUUACAUUUGAAAUUGGUUUUGACAUUUGUAACGUCUUUUUAUCUAACUCAAAAUAAUGCCUCAUUAACAAUCCGUCAAGUGUGUGAAAAAACCCCUAAAAACUAAACAAAAAAUAUCAGAAAAAAGAUAAAGAAAAAAAAACACAGAAGAGAAAUAUCAUUAUUUUAUAAAUGCAAAUUUUAACUGAAAACCAAAGAAACAACAUCAAACAAAAGUUAACAAAACAACACCCUGUCUUUAUAACUAAA